Haliotis rufescens (red abalone) is the source of this 2439-nucleotide messenger RNA. RefSeq lists its product as uncharacterized. The coding region runs from base 215 to 781 and encodes 188 amino acids. The record is from RefSeq and is a predicted model, not a curated record. Lineage: Eukaryota; Metazoa; Mollusca; Gastropoda; Lepetellida; Haliotidae. The transcript has 4 exons.
UUAUAGCUGUUCUCUGCUGUGGGAGAUGUGUGUGCUCUAUCCCCCGUUCCCAGUGUACAUGUCACAUGCAUGAAAACGAGGCCGAUAACAAAAUUCAUAUAUACCAGCUCAUGCGCAGUUUAUAUUUAACGAACUGGGGAGGCGGACGUUUCACCAAGGGUAGCUGCAAACAGGACUUCUUCAACAUCAACGUCCUUAAAAAUAUGUUGCCAGUAUGUCCAAGGUUGCAGCCAGCCCAGCCACAUACAGGAGCAUGGGGACGCAUGGAAGGAGCGACUUGGAGAACAAACUGAGAACAAAUACUAUCAUCAUCCCGAGAAGCAGUAACGCCGGACAUCUAGAAGAUGAAUUCGUCCAAAAUGUGAUACGAUACAGAGCGAUGGGAUCAAAGUUAAAAGAGGAUUUCCCCUUCCUCGUCAUAUAUCAAGCUUCAUCACGUAUUAAAGAUGAAGAGGAACUCAUUGUUGACACAUUACGGGGUUUGCCUUCAGCAAUUCUUAUCAUUGCAUCAGUCGGAAAAGAUUCUGAAGUAGGCAUCGACCUUCCAAGCGACUUGGAAUCUACCGUCAAACCAAAAUUAAGACUGUUCAUCAAAAAUGGACACAUUCUCCCCAAUGAUAUGGACAAUGAAUAUAUGUUUCACCGCGUGUUGUUGCAUUGCUGUCAUCAGGAGCCUGACUGGCGGGAGUAUUUUAAAGAACACUGGAAGAUAAUCCCCCUUGUUUGCAUUGUUGUGUGUUUGAUAAUUGUAGUGGUGUCACUUAUUGUACGCUUUGCUUAAAUAUGGUUGUUUUGGAACCUCCAUUUCACAUUCUGAAGUGAGGGGGCUGGUAUUUCUAGAUCAUUUCGUUCCAGCUUAAAGCACAUUCCGUAUGUCCUGUCCCCUCCAGGAAUAUUCAACUGUAAAUUCCUGAAUUUAUAUCCUUUAAAUUCCUUUGUAACAAUCGCCUCCCAAAGAUAACCCUGGAAACUAUGUAUAUGGUGUUUACCCUACUAUUCGAAUACUGUAGUUAUAUUUGUAUAACUGUACAAAACAACAAUGUGUCAUCCUGGAAAAUGUAGAAGCGUUACGGAAGAGUAUAUGGUGCAGUUCCUGGAACACGUUAUGAUAGAAUUUACUAUGAACUAAUCCAACUUCCUCAAGUGAGAGAAGAAAUCGCUUUAUAUUGCCAACCUCCAAAAUGUUGAAGCCUAUAUUACCCGAUUAUUUAUGCAAACUUUUAUCGCCAACAGUCGCAGAACCAAAUCGUUAUACAUUGCUGGAUGAUAUUAGUUUCUUACCUUAAACUAUGUCUUGAAAAGACAAAAAUCCAUUAGAAUUCACAGUGAUGCGGAAACUUAAGUGCCCAAUUCAGUCAACUGACUGUAAAAUCUGAUCGUGUUAACAGUGAACCGCAAAGUGGUUUUGAAAACUAAACCAAUUUCCUUAAAUGAAAUUCGUUUGAGGGAGUCGAUUUAAAUUGCCAACCGUUUCCAAAAUGUUGCACCAUCUCCUUCCUGCACCACCGAAAGUGCACUUCAUUACUUCUUCACUGUGCUCAUUAUGAUAUUGUUAGGAAUACAAUGCAUGUACAAUUUUACUCAUGGAUAUACUUAGAAAUUGUAAACUAUUUCAGCGGUAAUGUUUCUAACAUUAGUAUGUAUAUUUAAGUGGCAUUUCAGAAGCUGUAGUAACGAUGAAGACAGAGUUCACAUGGAUUUCAACUUUUUGCUUACAGUGCGAGGUUACAGUGCAUAUGCUAUUACCUUUAUCAAGCAGGUGGAUAAAGCAACCAGCCUCUUUACCGAAAAGUCGCAUUGUGAGAAAGUGAAAUCCGCAAGUCAACUAGGUCUUCAUGUUAAUACUUCCUAAUGGUGUUUAUACAUUAUGUUAUUUGCCAAUUCGCAUUCUGUAACCAGGUUUGCUAAUUGUUUUGUUGUUGGAGUGACUGAGUAUGAUUUUACGCCGCGUUCAGCUAUAUUCCAGGAAUAUCACGGCUGGGAACAGCAGAAAUGGGCUUCACAUAUUGUGGGUAAGCGUACCCAGGUCCUCGGCGUGACGAGCGAAGCGAUCGUUUUAACCACUAGGCUACCCAACUCACUUUCAGUUGAUGGAGCAGAAUUAAUAGCAGCAUGACGUGCUUGUUUACCAACCCAGUUCUCCUUCUAAAACCGAUGUGAUGUAAUGUUUCUAUUAUACUGAAGACUGGCAAUGUGUUUGUUUGUCUGAUGGUUGGAAUAAAUCAUGUAAGGCACGAAGGACACUGUAUGCGUGCCCAUUUUAGGUCUAAUCAAGAUAGCUUGCAACAGAUAGACAAUAAACUACAACAUUACCCACUGUUUCCCCAAGCUACGCUUAUUUAGUUUUAGAAACAUGACACGAAACUUUAACCGGUAACUGAAUACCUCACCUAUUACAAAUGCAUGUGCUGGGAUAAAUAAACCAUCAAUAGACUCGUU